GUGUGUGUUUAGCCUAUUCUCUGCAAAUUUUCAAAUCCUCCAUGGAAAUUCCUUCUUCUCUUCCAGUAGAUGAUGAACAAAAAGCCACUAAGUUCCAUCCACUCUCAUUAUCAUCACCUCAUAUGCGUGCUUUUCAUCUCUCAUGGCUCAAUCUCUUCUCCUGCUUCUUCUCCACCUUCUCUAUUCCUCCUCUUCUGCCUGUAAUCCGCGACAACCUUAAUCUCACCGACACAGACAUAGGCCACGCAGGCAUUGCCUCCUUUGUCGGCUCUAUCUUCUCUCGCCUUGCCAUGGGACCUCUCUGCGAUCUCCUGGGUCCUCGUAUUACCUCCGCCACUCUCUCUCUCGUUACUGCUCCUAUUAUCAUCUCUACUUAUUUCAUCUCUUCUCCUUCUUCUUUUAUCCUCGUUCGUUUUCUCGUUGGAUUCUCUUUAGCCAACUUCGUCGCUAAUCAGUUCUGGAUGAGCUGCAUGUUCUCUGGAUGUGUUGUCGGCCUCGCCAACGGUGUCUCCGCCGGCUGGGCUAACAUGGGAGCCGGUGUAGCACACUUAGUUAUGCCGCAGAUUUACUUUUUUAUCACAAAUUCAUUACAUGUAUCUUCCUUCACUGCAUGGCGAGUCUCGUUUGUUGUCCCUGGAAUUUUUCAAGCUUUAACAGCUAUAAUGGUCUUGGCCUAUGGCCAAGACCUCCCCUCUGGAGACUAUAAGUACUCAAAGAGAGCUCAGAAACAGCAGAAACAAAGCUUUCUCGCGGUUCUUGUUAAUGGGUUAGGGAAUUACAGAGGGUGGAUUCUGGGAUUAACAUAUGGGUUCAGCUUUGGUUCAGAAUUGACAACUGAUAAUAUAAUUGCACAGUAUUUUUACGAUAGAUUUGGAGUGAAUCUUCGGGUUGCAGGGUUGAUAGCUGCAAGUUUUGGAUUGGCCAACUUCUUUUCUAGGCCAAUGGGAGGGGUUUUAUCAGAUAAGAUGGCGAAGAGAUUUGGGAUUAGAGGGAGACUGUGGGGGCUGUGGAUUGUGCAGACAACUUCUGGGUUGCUGUGUUUGUUUCUUGGACAAGUGAGUUCUCUUUGGAGUUCCGUUGCUGUGAUGUGUUUGUUCUCUGUUUUUGUUCAAGCUGCUUCUGGCCUCACGUUCGGUGUGGUUCCUUUCGUUUCCGUAAGGUCACUGGGAGUGAUAUCAGGGAUGACGGGAAGUGGAGGAACAGUGGGGGCCGCAGUGACCCAAUUGCUACUCUUUUCAGGCUCUAAAUUCUCAAAGCAAACAAGUAUUUCUUUAAUGGGCCUUAUGAUAACUAUUUUCAGUCUCCCUGUCACCUUUAUCUAUUUCCCCAAAUCGGGUGGCAUGUUCUGUGGCCCUUCUGCAAACAUAAACUCGGCUGCCGAAGAUGCUGAAGAUUACCAUUUGCUUGUAUAAUAUACAUAAGACAUGGAGUCCAGGAGCAUGAGCACCUGACUUAGAUUUGUUUAGUUGUUACUCAAGAAAGAAUGUCCAAGAAUAUGUAGCUUUAUAGAGAAAAUAAAUGGAAAUUUAGGUAUAAAGUACAAUAUUUCCUUGAAAAGAUCACAAAAGAAACUUGAAGAAAAAUUAUUAAAUAAGCUUUUAUUAUUCUGUAAUGUACUUGCAGUUGCAGACCAA
Manihot esculenta (cassava) is the source of this 1634-nucleotide messenger RNA. RefSeq names its product high affinity nitrate transporter 2.7. Gene Ontology annotation, biological process: transmembrane transport. The transcript has 2 exons. Gene Ontology annotation, molecular function: nitrate transmembrane transporter activity. The record is from RefSeq and is a predicted model, not a curated record. Lineage: Eukaryota; Viridiplantae; Streptophyta; Magnoliopsida; Malpighiales; Euphorbiaceae. Bases 42 to 1412 code for a protein of 456 amino acids.